CCCGCUAUCCCCAACCCGGGCGUGACGGAGGCGCUCGGAGAGAUGCCCCGUGGCGGUAGCAGCAGCCGCCCCUGCCGCAGCGGCCGGAAGAGAAGAAAGACAUGGGAUACGGAAUGCACACCGUUUCCAGGAGAGAGCGUGUCUAGCUUCAGGAAAGAAGAUGCUGAGACAUCUGCAGCAAAUACAUCCCUCUCAAAAGCAUGGCUUAAGUGUGGUGAUGGCUUUCAAAGUGACUCUGUGCCACCGAUUAGAGAAUUGUCCACUGAGAUGGCUAUUAUGAAGAAGCACCUUGGAUCUUCCCUCAAGUCUAAGGAAGCUUCUCCAUCUGAAGCUUCAAAGAGACCGUCUGACAUAAUAUGGAGCUCUAGUGGGAGUGAUCUCUCUGAGGAUGAUAAAGAGAUGCAUUGUCAAUCUCAAAAACAUAAAAGAUGUGCUCCCACCAUGGAUGACAGCAGCAGUGAAGGUGAACCUCAAUACAUUGACUGGGAGAAUGAUAGUGAUAGUAAAGAAGAUGUUGGUAAUGAAUGUCCUGAUUUUGGAGAAAAUGAGAGUGCUGUGGAAAUAUCAGACUGUAUUUCCUGUGCAAGUAGCAGUCCUCGGACUAGCGAGGAAAGAGAGCAUGACUUUUCUCAAAUGGGUUCCACUGAAAUUUUGGAAUAUUCCUCUGAUGUUGAAAAACAGGAAGACAUAAAGAAUGUGUUACCCACCAGUUUAGGAGUUGCUCACAAAUACCACUGGAAUUUUGGAUUAGAUUUAGAACAAGACAAAGGAAGACCUGCAAGUGAUUGGAUAAAAUCUGCACAGGUCCUUUUACAUACCCCUAAGAAAGAAACAGAUAAGACUCCCAGGACUCCAGAAGAUUCUGCAAAGAAAAACAAAAAGAAGCUAUUAAGGGGAGGACUAGCAGAAAGGUUAAAUCGAUUACAGAACAGAGAGCGGUCUGCCAUAACUUUUUGGAGGUAUCAGAGUGCUUCUUCUAACAAAACACUUCCAGGCAAAAAGUCUGGAGCGUUGAUUGUAAAGAUUAUAGAGAUGCAUGAGGAAUGCACAAUGCAGAUUGCCAUCUGUGAGUUGUUAGCCAUGUCUUCUACUGACAGCCCUUCUAAAGAUGCACUCCUGGAUCCUGGGACCCAACUCAAGGUCCUAUUCACGAAGGAAACUGCAGCUCAUCUGAAGGGAGGUCCACAGGAUGUCAUCCAUAUCUACCCUCCCUGGCAUAAGCUUCUUCUUCAUGAUAAAAGCGUUCCUAUUAUUAUGAACACAUACUUUUGCCAGAAAGUUGUCGUCAAAGAAGAUUCAGAAAAAUCCGAUAAAAUGCAGUAUCUGGGGAUUUUGCCUACAAGAAGAAAAAUCAUUUCCUUGGCUCAGAUGUUUAGAUUUCAAAGCCAAAUAAAUGAUAUUGCUCAGAAAUCAGAAGGACAUCAGGUAAUGUGCACUAAUGUUACUACUACCGAGACAGACGGAUCCCGCGACUUCCAAGAAAUAAAACAGUACAUUCCAGCGCAGCUCUCCAUAAGUGACUCUCUCCUGGAUGUGGUUGAAAGCCAGGGAACAGCCAGGUGGAAAGGAGUGCAGGUUCGAGUGGUGGUACAAAGAGUUUAUUACCUUCCUAUAAGAGAUGUCUCCAGAUAUCAACCAGGAAACACCUCCUCGCAGUUGGCUGCCCCUUUGGGAAAUGCAGACCUGCACAAUGUGAGAUGCUGCCUUCUUGUCCAGGAUGCUUAUGGGAUAUUCAGUGAAGUACAUUUGGAAUCCCUCUGUUCUCCUCCAGAGGAUAUCUCUCAGCACAACAGGCAGUGGGAAGGAAAAUCCUGCAGCCUCGGAGGAAUGAAGAUUUUACAGAGGACCACCAGAGGAAGGGCAAUGGGACUUUUUAGUCUGAUAGACAGCUUGUGGCCUCCAUUGAUACCUUUGAAAAUUCCUGGCCAAAGUCAAGACUGUGGAGAGAUGAAAGCUCAUCAGAAGCCUCCCAGUUUCUGUUAUAUACUCACUGCUUGUCCAGAGCCAGGAGAUGUUGGUAUAAAAGUGGAAAACACACUUUCUACUAUCUACCGGCCCCCAUCCAUAUAUUCCUUACAAGACAUUCUUAAGGCAGGUGGUCUUGGGGGUCAUCGUUGCAGUUUCCAGGCCCGAGUGAUAUAUCAAAGGCUGCAGCUAAAGAGUAAUCUUCCUAUGGACCAAAGAGAAAUUUGGCUGAUAGUGACCGAUGCCACGCUGCAGUUGGAAACUGCUGGCCUCCCAAAGACUGUGCCAGUGUGUGUGACAUCAUCAUGUGUAAUCAACCUUGAAGUCAUGGAAGCCCUCACAGAUGCAACAGCACAUACCCUCUUCUUCAAAGAUGUCCUACAAGAAAAUGGUAAACUUAUUUGUGUCGAACGAACUGUCCUCCUGCUUCAAAAGCCCUUUUUGUAUGUGACUGCUAGUGCUGACACCUCUGAACUGACUAGCCCAGUUAUACUUGAUGAAUUGGAUUCUGCCACUCAAGUGAACUCCAUUUGUAGUGUACAAGGCACUGUGGUUGGUGUGAACGAAAACACUGCUUUCUCCUGGCCUGUAUGCAACAGAUGUGGCAAUGGGAAACUGGAGCAGGACCCAGAAAACGGAGGAUCCUUACGCUGUGGCCGAUGCACCCUCACUGUCACAUCUCCCGUUCUCAGAAUGCACCUAGAAGUGGUUUUGGCCUGCCCUUCUAGACCACAGGCUAAUGUGAAAGUAAAGCUGUUGCAAAAGAGUAUUUCUUCACUCCUGAUGUUUUCCUCCAGUGAGGAUGGGACUUAUGAAGUGACCAGUGUGCUGGGAAAGAAGGUGGGGCCGUUAAAUUGCUUCGUCCAGACCAUAACCAACCACCCGACAAGCUGCAUCGGAUUGGAGGAAAUUGAACUUUUGAAAGCAGGAAGAAACUAAGAUGAUGACUGCCUGUUGCUAUAGUGUCAAUGAACUUUGCAAUGUUGUUACAAAGUUGUUUUGUAGUUACUUGUUAACUAAAGACCAGAAGGGUUUAUACUGAUUACAAA
Trichosurus vulpecula (common brushtail) is the source of this 3014-nucleotide messenger RNA. RefSeq names its product scaffold protein involved in DNA repair (gene SPIDR). Lineage: Eukaryota; Metazoa; Chordata; Mammalia; Diprotodontia; Phalangeridae. Gene Ontology annotation, cellular component: nuclear chromosome; nucleoplasm. The record is from RefSeq and is a predicted model, not a curated record. Gene Ontology annotation, biological process: regulation of establishment of protein localization to chromosome; double-strand break repair via homologous recombination. The transcript is spliced from 20 exons. The coding region runs from base 43 to 2904 and encodes 953 amino acids.